This is a messenger RNA of Achroia grisella, 2284 nucleotides long. Its product is annotated as gastric triacylglycerol lipase-like. The record is from RefSeq and is a predicted model, not a curated record. The coding region runs from base 76 to 1620 and encodes 514 amino acids. Gene Ontology annotation, biological process: lipid metabolic process. Lineage: Eukaryota; Metazoa; Arthropoda; Insecta; Lepidoptera; Pyralidae. The transcript has a single exon.
UUCAAUAAUCGGUUCAGUUGUCGGAGCACGGCACAUCGUCACACUUGUUUUAUCCUAACGCUGCGUGUAAACAAAAUGAAACUACCACUUCUUGUGUUUACAUUGUUCAUAUUAAUGCAAUGCAGUGAUUCACGGCAUGUCUCCUGGCUUCCAAACUCGAUAGUAGAUGCAGUUACAAAUAAAACUUCACAAAUCACAAAUUAUGUGAAAGAAAAGGGAAGGAGCAUCAAAAAUUUCUACGUUGAAAAUGUGCGCAACAAGAUAACAUCGUACUUUGGGAAAAAUAAUGACGUCGAUCCACCAAGUAUAAUAGAUAAACAGGCAAGAAUUAAAAGGAAAUUUAAAGAUUAUAUAGCUGAAGCAGAAUUAAAGGAAAAUAAGAUUUUUGAUUCAAUUGCCCCUGCAGAAGUGGAAUAUACAUGCUCUAAUGACGACCCAGCUAUACACAUGACUACGCCACAAUUAAUAGUUCUUCAGGGAUAUCCUGCAGAGUCACAUACUGUUAUGACAGAUGAUGGGUAUAUCCUCACAAUACAUAGGAUACCAUAUUCCAAAAAUUCUCCAGGUAAAGUGAGUCCUCGGAAAACGGUUCUCCUUCAUCAUGGGUUGCUUGGGAGUUCCGCUGAUUGGAUAAUAGCUGGACCAGAUAAAGGAUUAGCUUAUAUCUUGUCAGAAGCUGGUUAUGAUGUAUGGAUGGCUAAUGUCAGAGGCAAUACUUACUCCAGAGCACACGUGUCUAGAAACGUUGACAGUUUUGAAUUUUGGAAUUUUACUUUCCAUGAUGUUAGUCAACAUGACCUACCCGCAGUAAUCGAUUAUAUAAUGGAGUUAAAAGGUUGGGACGUCAAAAUAAAUUACAUAGGCCAUUCCAUGGGGACAACUGUGCUGUUCGCCCUGUUAUCUACAAAGACUCAAUACAAUAAAGUUCUGAGAGCUGGCUUUGCUUUGGCUCCUGUAGCCUACAUGACAGACAUAAAAAGCCCAAUAAGACUACUAGCAAAAUUUAGUGACAACAUUGAAUACCUAAUGAAACUACUUGGAGCAAAUGAGUUUUUACCUCAGAACGCUGUUCUUCGAUGGUUAUCAAAACAUGCAUGUGAAAUAAAUCAUUAUGAAGAAGCGAUAUGUGAGAACUCCAUGUUUGUACUUUGCGGUCAUGACGAGAGGCAGUUCAAUAGAUCUUUGUUGCCUAUAAUACUAGGUCAUGUGCCGGCUGGAGCUUCGACAAGGACACUGGUCCACUACGCUCAAGAGAUUCGUAAAGACGGCCGUUUUCAGCAAUUUGACUUUGGACCUGAUGGAAACAUGAAACAGUAUGGUACCUCGUUACCACCGGAAUAUCCAGUGCAUAAAAUAACCCUGCCUAUAGCAUUGUUUAGUGCGCAAAAUGACUGGUUAUCCAGUGACGUCGAUGUAACGAAUCUGUAUGUGCAAAUAGCUAAUCCAAUUGAGCAUUAUGUAGUGCCGUUAAAAGAAUUCAAUCACAUAGAUUUUCUGUGGGCGGUAGACGCUCCAAAACUCGUGUAUGAGAAACUAUUGCAGUUAUUACAGGAAGGUGUCAGCAGUACAAAUUAUAAUGAAGAUUUUUAUACCAAUGAGUUAAAUUUAGUAACUAAUUAACUAUUUUUAACCGACUUCAAGAAAGGAAGGGCAUUCUUAAUUCAGUGAUGUUUCUGUAAUGCACAUAGAUAGACAAAAUCCCCAGCAUUUUUAAUAUGAAUUGGAAAAUUAUUUCUUUUAUUGCCAAGGAUAUUCGUCGGUGGCGUAUGCGAUCAAGAAAACUCCACUCCGGCCGGCCGACCCAUAGAAUAAGAAACAAAUUGAAAUACAGUCCACAUAUUUUGAAAAUCGAAGAACUUUUAAUUGUGUACCCCACAAUUUUGUGCUCGUACUUUCAAAUUUGUAACAUAGAAAUUUCAUCAGUGCCUACUCUAAUUUGAAAUUAAUAUAACUAAAAAAAAGUCAUUCUGUGGUGUUUACGGUCACAGAAAUGAUCUCAAUAAACUGCCUAACGAUGGAUGUCGGUAUUUUUUUGUUGUGCCAAAUAUAAUUUACCAAAAAUUAAUACGAAAUAUGUAGCUAGUUUGUAAGUUAUUUUUAAUGUAGUUAUCUAACUAAUUGAAUCACAACUUUGUACGGUAGUGCUUUCGUACUAUCUACUCGUUACCACUGUGUUGAGUUAUAUCAAUUAAUUUACGCUUACUAUAAGGUCUGUAUCUCUCAGAUAUACAAAAUGACACAUUCUAUUGUUUUCUUCUUAAUAUAGAGAAAAUAAACAAUUAAU